Messenger RNA from Sinocyclocheilus rhinocerous, 1625 nucleotides. Its product is annotated as MAP kinase-activated protein kinase 2-like. The coding region runs from base 37 to 1272 and encodes 411 amino acids. Gene Ontology annotation, biological process: protein phosphorylation. Gene Ontology annotation, molecular function: protein kinase activity; ATP binding. Lineage: Eukaryota; Metazoa; Chordata; Actinopteri; Cypriniformes; Cyprinidae. The record is from RefSeq and is a predicted model, not a curated record. The transcript is spliced from 9 exons.
CUGCUGCCCGGACAGAGAUGAACACGGUCUACCACUAUGUUAGAUGAUACAGAAAAUAAAAAUGAUUCAGUGCUUUCCAAUGAGCAGCAAGAGAGUCCGCAUCAGAUUAUCAUUGUGCCUCCAGAGUCGACACUGAAGAUAAAGAAGAAAGUAAUAACAGAGGAGUAUAAGCUUGCAGGACAAGUGCUCGGGAUAGGCAUCAACGGCAAGGUCUGGGAAAUAUUCCAGAAGAAAAGUGGCAAAAAUUAUGCCUUAAAGAUGUUGCGGGACACCUCUAAGGCUCGACGGGAAGUGGAGCUUCACUGCAGGGCAUCGAGCUGCCCCCGUAUCGUAGGAAUUGAAGAUGUCUUUGAGAAUUACUACCAAGGCAAAAAGUGUUUGCUUCUGAUCAUGGAGUGUAUGGAGGGGGGAGAACUCUUUCGCCACAUUAAGGAACGUGGUGAUCAAGCUUUCACUGAAAGAGAAGCCUCGGAAAUAAUGAGAAAUAUAGGAGAAGCUGUGGAGUUUCUGCAUGGUAUUAACAUUGCUCACAGAGAUCUCAAGCCAGAGAAUUUACUGUACUCUUCAAAGCAUCCGGAUGCCCAGCUCAAGCUUACAGACUUUGGAUUUGCCAAAGAGACCACAUCCAACAACUGCUUGACCACCCCGUGCUAUACACCUUAUUAUGUGGCCCCAGAGGUGUUUGGUCCAGAGAAAUAUGAUAAGUCAUGUGACGUGGUCAUUAGGAGUCAUCAUGUACAUCUUGUGAGUGAAAACAAUCUGAUGGUUAUGAAAUAUCACAUCAGUGCUUCAUAUGUUAUUUCGCUUUCAUUCACAACCAAUAUGUAUCCUCUUCGGUUGUGUGGAUAUCCACCAUUUUACUCAAACCACGGCUUACCGCUCUCACCGGGAAUGAAAAAACGCAUAAGGAAUGGCCAGUAUGAAUUUCCAAACCCUGAAUGGUCCCAGGUGUCGGAGGAAGCAAAGCAGCUCAUUUGCCAGCUAUUGAAAACAGAUCCUACUGAGAGAAUGAGCAUCACACAAUUCAUGAACCAUUCUUGGAUCAAUAAGUCAAUGAAUGUUCCUCCAACACAUCUACACACAAGUCGAGUUCUUCAGGAAGAGAGUCACGUCUGGGAUGAAGUCAAGGAAGAGAUGACUAAUGCCUUAGCAACAAUAAGAGUGGACUAUGAACAAAUAAAGGUUAAACCGAUCAAGGACGCGUCCAAUCCUCUUCUUCUAAAAAGAAGAAAGAAAAUGGCUGCUGCAAUGGAAGAAGCACCAGGGCCGUGACAAACAAAUGCAUGUGGAAAUGUGCAUAGCUCUUGAGGACACUUCAGAAAAUCAGAUCACUUAAUUGGAGAUUGAGGGAAAAAUGGGGCCUUUCAUGGCAUUUAGUCUUCAUUUCUCUUUUUAAAGCCUGCACCAGUUAGUUAUAGCAUAAAUAAUAUUUGUGUUAACAUCUGUAAGGAUGUAUGAGGUGUAUCACAUUUACUUCAAACUGUAUCUGUAGUGUAAGUGUAUUUUUAAUAAUUUUGUUGAACGUUGUUUGAAAAUAAUAUCCAUUUUGUUAGUCACUUUUUUAAACCAAGUAUUAAAGGGGUGGUUCACUGGGUUUCUAGACUUAUUCUAGACUUGAUUGUGUU